This is a messenger RNA of Cydia splendana, 2544 nucleotides long. It is a transcript of the gene Fng, whose product is annotated as fringe glycosyltransferase. The coding region runs from base 229 to 1254 and encodes 341 amino acids. Lineage: Eukaryota; Metazoa; Arthropoda; Insecta; Lepidoptera; Tortricidae. Gene Ontology annotation, biological process: regulation of Notch signaling pathway. Gene Ontology annotation, cellular component: membrane. Gene Ontology annotation, molecular function: O-fucosylpeptide 3-beta-N-acetylglucosaminyltransferase activity. The record is from RefSeq and is a predicted model, not a curated record. The transcript has 8 exons.
GUUCAGCCCCGAGCGGCGCCGCACAUCCGAUCUCUCGCUCGCACCACGUGGUGGGGCGGCUGCGAGGAGGCGCGGGCAUGUUCGAAGCCCUGUGCUACAUUUUUAUUAGUUUGUAACCGUUCUUUGACUCAGCACCACAGCUUUAUCCUUGCGUGCUGUUUAUCAAUAACAUUUCGGUAAAUAAAGUCCAACAGAUGAGUGACGAGACGGUGAAGCUUUUUGAAGCUCAUGCGCGCUUUGGCGUCAUUCGGCUCGGGCAUGGCGAGCCGAAAGCUGAUUAAGGUUGCCGCGAUCAUCGCUUUCUUGUACUGCACCCUGUUGGUGUACCAGGGCGGUGUCUCUAACUACCAAGAACCUCGAGUGCAAGUGCAAGAACUGACUGUAGACCCAGUGACUAAAUCUAGUGUUAAUAACAGUGAUCCGACAAAAAAGAUAACGUUGGAUGAUUUGUUUAUAAGUGUUAAAACUACAAAAUAUUAUGAAAAUACAAGACUGCCAAUAAUAUUGAAGACAUGGUUUCAGUUGGCAAAAAACCAGACAUGGUUUUUCACCGACAGAGAUUAUCAACUUCAUCAAAUCCAAACAAAUGGCCACAUGGUGAACACCAAAUGCUCUCCAACUCACUCCAGAAAUGCACUUUGCUGCAAAAUGGCAGUAGAGUACGAUCGCUACUUAGAAAGUAAAAAAAAAUGGUUCUGCCACUUUGACGACGACAACUACGUAAACGUACCACGCCUAGUGGAAGUCCUCCAAAGAUACGACUACAGAGAGGAGUGGUACCUCGGCCGGACCUCGGUCUACAGGCCAGUGCUGAUCUACCAUAAGUCCAAGAGGAGCAAAAAAACGAAGGUUGAUCAUUCAAAAUUAAAAUAUUCGUUUUGGUUCGGCACGGGCGGUGCUGGAGUAUGCUUGAGCCGAAGUUUGGCUUUAAAAAUGUUACCUUUUGCGAGUGGUGGGCGGUUCAUCAGUUUUUGUGAUAACGUUCGGUUUCCUGACGACGUAUCGCUUGGAUAUCUUAUAGAAAACAUAAUGCAUAUAAAUCUGACGGUGGUACCCGAGUUUCACUCACAUUUGGAGCAAAUGAAGCUCUUGGACACAGAGAAGCUGAAGGAUCAAGUCUCCUUCGGCUACAGCUUGGUUAAAGACGAGUGGAACGUAGUCAACGUGCCGGGUUUCGACACGCGGUAUGAUCCUACUAGGUUCCUGUCUCUGCAUUGUUUCCUGUUCCCGCAUUUCAAGUUCUGUCCGAGAUAGCCAACGUGUUACACCUGUGUGGAAAGCUAGUUUAUCGAAUUUAUCUCUGGUUGCCUGAUAUAGAUUUAAAGUAUUUUUGUUUCCUUUGUGUUUCUUGAUUUUAACGUUUCCCAAAUAUUUAUUAAGAUUUAUUUAUUUUCUAAAAAUAUAUUAUUUUAUUAUCAGGAUAUUUAGAUUAAUUUUAGGGAUGAUACGUUUCUAAAUUUCAAUUAUUUUAAUAUUCAAAAUACAAAUUAAUUAUUUGUCCAACAUACAUUUACCGUAAAAUCUGGUAACUUUAGUCCACAACUUACAACUAUGGUCCAAAUUAAAGUUCCAGUAAAAUUUGUUUAAGUAUUUUUCAAAUUAUGUUGAGUAUAUAAUACCUAUAGAAAGAGCAUUAGUGUAUCUAAGCUCCAAAAUAAAUGUAACGAGUACACAUCAUAAAGGCUCGUUAAGAAUCAAUGUUAAAAACUGGAGCAUAGGUUGUACUUAAGGACUUUAGUUACCUACGUGAUUUUAGGGUAUCAUUUAUAUUUUAUUUUUUUAUAUUGUAUUUUUUAAUAUUUUGUUUAUAAUAACUACUUUGUUCAACUUGCAUUAAUAAGAAAAAAUCAACACAAUAAUUGAAAAUGCAAAAUUUGUAUUUAUCUAUGUUUUGUAACAAAAUGAAUCUAACUUGUACAAAAAUAUGAAGAGUUAUGAAAAUGCAAUUGACAAAACUAAUGUCACUGAAAAUCGCACAUUUCCAUUUUGUUAAUAAUCUUGUUUUCUUUUUGUUUAAUAGCUUUUAUUUUCAGACAUAAUUAUUUAACUGGUAAAAUAAUUUAUAAAAUGUAAUGUAAUAUAACUUGUUUCUCAUUUGUCUGUGAAACAUUAAUGUAAGUAGCUUAUCACUGAGCCAAUCACACUCAUCAAUAUUAUACGAAUAUAAUCUACCAUAGUUCUACUGCAAAACACAAUAAUAUUUGAAAACUCAUUAUAAACUUUUGGUCAUGUAAGAAGGUACAGAAUAAAAUGUACAUAGUUUCUGUGCCUAUUUGAGCGCGGCUGAAUUAUUUAUGUCGAAGACCUCGCUGUCAAAAAAACGAGAAGGUAUUUUUAAGUAUAUAAAUGUCACGAAUUCAAAACCUACAUGGGUGAUGUAAUAAAUGUUGUCUUUAAAAAAAGUCUGUGAUAUUAGCUGAUAAUUGUAAGUAGACGCAAAAUGUGCUAUUAAAAUGUUAUUUAAAAUCUCUUUCAAGUCAUGUUAUGAUAUUGUUUAUAAAAGAAUUAUUUGUUUAUAAAAUAAACAAUUUCAAAAUUACAAUA